AUGGCGGAAUCCAAUCAGCCCAUGACCUCAGAUUUCAUUCUCGUGGGACUCUUCAACCACACAGGGCCACACCUUGUCCUCUUCUCCCUGGUGGCCUCCAUGUUCACCGCAGGCCUUUUGGGCAACACCGCGCUGCUCUUCCUGAUCCAUGCAGACUCCAGGCUGCACGUGCCCAUGUACUUCCUGCUCGGCCAGCUCUCUCUGUUGGACAUUGGUUUUCCACUGGUCACCAUCCCCAAGAUGGCGGCUGGCUUCCUGCUGGGGGAGGGCUCCAUCUCCUUCGGGGGGUGUGCAGCUCAGAUGUUCUUCCUGAUGUUGAUGGGUGUCUCUGAGGCCGUCCUGCUGUCCCUCAUGUCCUAUGACCGCUACGCUGCGGUGUGCCACCCGCUGCAUUACCCCGUGCUCAUGAGGCGUCAGGUCUGCCUGCUGAUGGCGGGCACCUCCUGGCUCUCGGGUGUGCUCGUGGCCUCCGUCCAGACGGCCAUCGCCCUGCGGUUCCCCUACUGCGCCUCGCGCACGGUGGACCAUUUCUGCUGUGAGCUGCCGGCCCUGCUGAAGCUCUCCUGCGCCGACACUUCCGCCUAUGAGCUGGCGCUGUCCGUCUCGGGGGUGCUGAUCUUGCUGCUGCCCAUCUCGCUCAUUGUCACCUCUUACGGACUCGUUUUGCGGGCCGUUCUGCACAUGCGCUCGGCAGAGGCCCGGCACAAGGCCUUGGCCACGUGCUCCUCACACCUCACGGUGGUGGGGCUCUUCUAUGGGGCGGCCGUGUUCAUGUACAUGGUGCCGGGCGCCUUCCACGGCCCGCACCAGGACAACGUGCUCUCUCUCUUCUACAGCCUGGUCACCCCCGCGCUCAACCCCCUCGUCUACAGCUUGAGGAACAGAGAGGUCCGCAGGGCCAUGGCGAAGGUCGUUGGCAGAGGUGGUUGCAGGGCAAAGAGAUGA
Molecule: messenger RNA, 945 nt
Organism: Sciurus carolinensis (gray squirrel)
Lineage: Eukaryota; Metazoa; Chordata; Mammalia; Rodentia; Sciuridae
Product: olfactory receptor 2Z1-like
Exons: 1
Coding region: 1-945 (314 amino acids)
Biological process (GO): G protein-coupled receptor signaling pathway
Cellular component (GO): membrane
Molecular function (GO): olfactory receptor activity; G protein-coupled receptor activity
Source: RefSeq, a predicted model, not a curated record